AUUUUGAUAUUUUUUAUUUCAUUUGAAAUAAAUAGGUUUAGCCGCAGAAAACUUCUGUUAGUGUCGUUUCUUUUAGCUGCAACGGGAGUAAUUGGCGCACUUCUUUUGUCAGAUAAAGCUGAAUAUGACAAAGGUUAUUUAGCUGGAAAAAUCUUCAUGUCCAUGUUCGUUGCUAACUUCAGCUCUGGGAUUGCAUUCUCGUUGGUGUAUAUUUACGCUGCAGAGCUUUUUCCGACAACAUUAAGAAAUGUCGCUAUGGGUACAUCCACAGCCUGGGCCCGAGUGAGUGGUUUUGCUUCUGCGUAUGCUCCGCUUUUGGUGAGUGUGUUCCUUUUUCUUUUUCAUUUUAAACAUACUGUAUUCAAAUCUGUUGUCAGUGUUUAUCCCAUGUUUCAAUUCCACGCCGCAAAGAAACUGAAACUAAGUUCCUGCAUUCAUGUAUGUAUUCUGAUAAGCUUGGCGAGACAAGAACACCAAGAUCUUGACUAGAACGUAUAGUAUAGUAUAGUAUAGUAUA
Messenger RNA from Orbicella faveolata, 517 nucleotides. Its product is annotated as solute carrier family 22 member 15-like. Gene Ontology annotation, cellular component: membrane. NCBI's taxonomy places the organism in Eukaryota, Metazoa, Cnidaria, Anthozoa, Scleractinia, Merulinidae. The record is from RefSeq and is a predicted model, not a curated record. Gene Ontology annotation, molecular function: transmembrane transporter activity. Gene Ontology annotation, biological process: transmembrane transport.